Molecule: messenger RNA, 1902 nt
Organism: Talaromyces rugulosus
Lineage: Eukaryota; Fungi; Ascomycota; Eurotiomycetes; Eurotiales; Trichocomaceae
Exons: 4
Coding region: 1-1902 (633 amino acids)
Biological process (GO): attachment of GPI anchor to protein
Cellular component (GO): membrane; GPI-anchor transamidase complex
Source: RefSeq, a predicted model, not a curated record
AUGCCAUUUCCGCUAAAAGUCCUUUUUCCUAACGUGAUAGUAGCAUCAGGACUCGUCCGCAAACUGCGCGAUGAUCCCUACCUCCUGUUCGCGCGACUCCCUUCGUACAUCUCUCUCCUUUGCGUGAUUGUCGGCGUGGCAUCAUUGCUCAUCCUGCCCCUGGACGAAUACUCACGCGGCACAUAUAUUUCCGAAAAUGCCUUGCUGCCUGGCCAGGUGCACACCUACUUUGCCGGGUCUGAGCAGAACAUCUUUCGCGGUUACAAAAAGGAGCUGGAGGGGCUGUUGUCGGUGAACAGCGGUGACGGGGCAAGUGAGACGUACGAGCAUGGCGAGAACAGGACUGAGGUCUCGGAGAAAGUCCAGUCUAUCUUUCGUGCGGCCGGGUUGAAAGUGGCCACGCAGAAUUACGAGUACGAGUCUGCCGGUGCGCUGCACAAGGGGCAGAAUAUCUAUUCGAUUAUCCAUGCGCCACGCGGAGAUGCGACUGAAGCCAUUGUAUUGGUUGCUGCGUGGAGAACCAUUGACGGAGAACUGAAUCUGAACGGGGUUACGCUGGCGCUGACGCUGGCCAGGUAUUUCAAGAGAUGGUCGCUUUGGUCAAAAGACAUUAUUUUCGUGAUUACCCCCGACAGCAAGUCUGGCACGCAGGCCUGGAUCGACGCAUAUCACGACAUGCACCCGGCUUCUGUCCAGUCUCUGCCAUUGAAGAGUGGGGCUCUGCAGGGUGCCUUGGUCAUUGAGUAUCCGUUUGAACACCGCUUUGAGUCGCUGCAUAUAGUCUACGACGGAGUGAACGGCCAGUUGCCCAACCUCGAUCUCAUCAACACGGCCGCGUCCAUUGCCACUGGCCAAAUGGGCAUUGGCACGAGUCUGCAAGAGAUGUGGGAACACGACAACAGCUAUGAGAAGCGUCUGGAGACUAUGCUCCGCGGCAUGGCCAAGCAGGGCCUCGGCCUAGCAGCGGGCGCUCACAGCAGCUUCAUCCCGUACCAUAUCGACGCCAUCACGUUGCAGACCAAAGGCAAUGGCUGGGAGGAUGAGAUGGCUCUGGGCCGCACAAUCGAGAGCCUGUUCCGGAGCUUGAACAAUCUGCUCGAGCAUCUGCAUCAAAGUUUCUUCUUCUAUCUGAUCAUGCACACGCACCGCUUCGUCAGCAUUGGCACUUAUAUGCCUAGUGCGAUACUCAUCGCUACCAAUUUCACCAUCAUGGCCGUGGCCUUGUGGCUGAUGAGUGGCUACAAGGUCAUUUCGCCGAGUACGGAGAAGAAAGCUACAUCUGCAUCGAAAGCUGAAGUCGAUGCCACCUCAGAACGCAAGCUUUCUGUGCCUCUGACCCUCGUCAUCGCGCUUCACUUUCUAGGCGUGAUCCCACUAUACAUCCUCAACAACAUCUCGUCCCAGUACUUUCUCUUCGCAACCUACCUCAUCCUCGCCUUCACCAUUCUCCUCCCUGUCCUGUUCAGUGUCGUCUUAUGCAAACUGCUCGCCCCGCCCCCUCAGACUUUUCUACUCAUCAAAUCUUUCUCUCUUCUUCUUCUCGGUCUCUUCCUCAGCGCCCUCGCCACUCUUAACUUCUCUCUCUCCUUCCUGAUCGGGCUCGUCUGCGCGCCGCUCAGCUUCACGGGGCCCAUCACUGCGACGUCGAUCAAGAGCAAACCCCUACGGCUCGCGCUCGCCGCUCUGGCACUGGCCGCACUCAAUGCCCUAUCCCCACCAGCCGUCUUGCUGUCGGCAUGUUGGUUCAUGCAGCUGUCGGUGCGUCAAGUCCUCACUCAGGCAGCCUUUGGGUGGAAUGUGUGGGGGAUGUGGACGCAGGUGGUGGUGUGGUGUGUUUGGUGGCCAGCGUGGAUGGCGGGGACGCUUUUGCUUGGAAGUUCUUUUUUUGUUGAUCUAGUUUGA